This is a messenger RNA of Drechmeria coniospora, 1962 nucleotides long. RefSeq lists its product as uncharacterized. Lineage: Eukaryota; Fungi; Ascomycota; Sordariomycetes; Hypocreales; Ophiocordycipitaceae. Bases 1 to 1962 code for a protein of 653 amino acids. The record is from RefSeq and is a predicted model, not a curated record. The transcript has 2 exons.
AUGGACGAGUCGCAGGCCAAGCGUCGGCGGGUGGCCCCUCGUUCCUCGGCUGGGACGUCGACGAGCGAGGAGCUUGGCCAAGCGCAAGCUCGUCGUCGAAAUCACCCAUCGUUUGCGUCUCCCACCAGAGCAAGCCUUGCACGUCACAAUCCCCAAAUUCUCCAAAGACGACUGUCUGCAUCUCCUUCGAAAAUACUCUCCCCGACGAGAGCGGCGGCGAGUUCGAGCGAGGCCGCCAGCCGACGCGGGCGCGAAAUGUCAUCCCAGCGGGGGACCCAACCUGGAGCGGCCGACGUGGCCGAGAAUGUGCCCGCAAGCGAGCCGGACCUUGAAGGCUACGAGGACGAGGACGCGGGUGAGACGCGUCGUAGCGAAGCCGGUCCACGCUCGGGAUCCCCUGUCCGGAGAAUCGGAGGCGGCUUUGCUGCGGCACCGAUGAGAUCACCAGUCAGGUCCAGGCCGAGUCCGAGACCACUCCCACCGCCUGCGCCGGAAGGCGACGACGAGUUGAAUCCGUUCAUCGGUCGCCGCCUCCGUCGAUCACCCCCGACAGGUGUCAAUAUACCCCCUCCACCCGAACCCGAACUUCCACCCGCCGUUCCGGAUGUCGUCUCGUCCACACCCCCGAGAGGCAUCCACAGCAGUCCAUCACGAUGGCGAUCGAGGGAUCGGACGAAGAAAAGCUCGCCGUUGAAACCCGCCGCAGAACGGCCCGUCCAUCCAUGGACGGGCAAGCAAUCCGCUCUCGCACCUCGCAGCCUCCAUCAAGAUGCCAACGUCCAUCAGUCGUUGCCCCGCAUGGCCCUCGAUGUGAACACCAGUUUCGCCCGCAGGAUCGUUGCCUUUGAUCCGGAUGAAUCGAAGAAGCAGCGGAAGGAUGAGCUGAUGGCGGAAAUCGCCAAGCUCAAGAAGGACCUGGAGACGGGGAAGAAGGAGAACGAGCGCAUCCGCUUGAUGCAGACGUCUGGACGGACCGUCGCUCCCACGGACGAAGAUGCCCUCCUGGACCUGCUGCAGCGCUCUCUUGACUCGGGCAAACCGACUGCGGUUGCGCCAUCGAGCCAACUAGCCCAGGCGGUCCUGCACCCGCUAGGCAUUUUACCCUUUGGCAAGCCCUCGUUCGUCACGACCGCCAUCGAGGGCGAGAUUCUAGAUCCGGACGGCUUGAAAUCGCACCACCCCGUUCUCAUGACGGCAGACGAAGAGCUGCCUUAUCUGCAACUGUUUAGCCCAUUUAGCAUCACAUCAAGCCUUGCUGUGCUGCCCCCGCUUCCGAACCAGCCGCCGAGACAGCGGCGUCUGCUGACGCUUCGAUCCCGCGAUAUGCCGGGACUUUUCACCGCCAAGCUGGAGAUGGUCAUCAACGCCAUCAACUUCAGCAUCCUGGAGCUCGGCGUCGUGUCCGUUGAACCAUCCGCCAAGUUUGAGCUGGGACCCUUCAUCGACACGAUAUGUUCUGGAAAGUGCAACAGAACGAUGCAGCAGAACGUCGGCAUCCUGUCGUGGGCCAUGGGGGAAUGGUGCAGGGUAGCGCUCCAGCGGGCCCGAUUCUGGUUGCAGCUGGAAGGCCGAUUGGGAUCGGAGGAGCAAGUACGAAUCACGACUGCCGAAACCCGGACCCGUCUUCAUCACGGGGCCGAGGCGGCCAGGAAAGAGUCGUCGGCUCCCUGUACGAAGGCGGACCUGAUACGGCUUCUAGGACAGCAGUUCUAUCAAGUCCGUGUUCCUGCCGCGGGCACGGGGUCGUCGUCGCUUCGACUGGAGUGGAAGAUCGGCUUCGAUUGGACCGGUGAGGCGAAAAGCACCACGGCAAUUUCGGUCAGCGUCGCCGGCAAAUGGAGACAGGCGGACCAACGAGGCGUGCUUGGCAGGGUGCCCAAGCUUUUUGGAGACCUCGUCGAGGGUGGUGAGGAUGCAGACGUAGCUGUUCAUAAGGUAAUCGCACUUCUCGCUGGAGAGUGA